Molecule: messenger RNA, 934 nt
Organism: Culicoides brevitarsis
Lineage: Eukaryota; Metazoa; Arthropoda; Insecta; Diptera; Ceratopogonidae
Product: farnesol dehydrogenase-like
Exons: 2
Coding region: 9-773 (254 amino acids)
Source: RefSeq, a predicted model, not a curated record
CUCUCAUCAUGGACAAGUGGUUUGGCAAAACAGCUGUCGUUACAGGCGCAAGUUCUGGCAUCGGAGCAUCAAUUCUCGUCGCUCUCGCAAAAGCUGGCGUUAAUGUUAUCGGUUUGGCACGUCGCAAGGACCGCAUUGAAGCUCUUGCUGAACAAAAUAAAUCCGCAAAGGGCAAAAUUCAUUCAUUCGCUUGCGAUGUUUCUGAUCCAAAGUCCGUUGAUGCCGCUUUUGAAUGGAUUGAAAAGACCUUUGGAACAGUAAAUAUUUGGAUAAACAACGCCGGGAUCUGGCGUUGUAACAAAUUGACCAACGAUGCUUUGACAGACUCGGAAAUUAUCGACACUGUCAACACAAAUUUCACGGGUCUCGUACUUUGCAGCAGAAAAGCCGUAAAACUCAUGCAGAAAAAUGGCGAAGCAGGUUACGUCAUUAAUAUAAACAGUAUUGCGGGACAAAUGAGUGCUUGUGGCGUCAUGGCAGAUUACGGAACGAACGUUUAUAUGUCGACUAAACAUGGAGUCACGCAAAUUACUGAGAUUUUGCGAUUAGAGCUUGCUUCUAAUCCGAAUAAUAAGAUCAAAGUUUCUAGUGUCAGUCCCGGAGUUGUGAAAACAGACAUUUUUGAAAUCGCUGGCAUGUCAAAGGCAGGACUUGAACUUUUACAAGGAUUGAAACCGGAAGAAGUUGCUGAUGCUGUCGUUUAUUUGUUGGGCACUCCAGAGUCCGUUAAUGUUACUGAAUUGACAAUUCGUCUUCUGAAUUCACCAUUUUAAUUUUUUUUUUAAUUUUUGUUAUUUUUUUUUUAUUUUUUUUAAAAAAGAUUUUUAAAAAAUUAAAAAAAUUGAAAAUUUUUAUUAAAUAAAAAUAAAUAUUUUCAAAAAUUAAUUAAGAAAAUGAAAAUUUUUUCAACUUUAUAAGUAUUUUAAUGAAAUAA